Messenger RNA from Paramormyrops kingsleyae, 2507 nucleotides. The record is from RefSeq and is a predicted model, not a curated record. Lineage: Eukaryota; Metazoa; Chordata; Actinopteri; Osteoglossiformes; Mormyridae.
UUAAGGCCGCCGCUCCAACCUGCCGCAUAUUAUCCCGUCCGUCUGAGCGAGGUUGCGUUUAAAAGUCUCCACGUCGCACGGCCACCGCGUGCAGCGUCUGCCUGCGCUUCCCGCGUGCAUGCGCGCACGCCAGUGAGUCAGCUUGAGAAGGGAGAGCGCGAGAGAAAAGAGAAAGAGAGAGAGAGGGAAGGUAGCGGGCGCGAGGGGAGAGCGGAGGAGCGCAAGCGAGCGAGCGACACAGCGCUAUGAAAUUCUUCUGUGCGUUUAGCCUGCUGCUGCUCUUCCCAGCGCUGAGCCUCAACAGCAGACAGACCUAUGAGGGCCUGGAGCGGAGGCUGAAGGAUGUCUUUGCGGAGAGGACGGGGAUCCUGCGCCAGCUCUCCAAGACGUCUAAGGAGCUUGACGGGAUCAAAGGCAACCUGCAGUCUCUGAAGAAUGACGACACCGUCGCUAAGAAGGACGUGCAGAGGGUGCUGGAGCUGAGCCAGAAGCAGAGGGAGGAGAUGAAGUCCCUUCAGGCGGCCCUGCAGAAGCAGCUGGAUGAGGCCACAGAGAGGGCGGAGAAGCAGCAGGCCACGAUCAAUUUCCUGAAGACAGAAAUGGAGAGGAAGAGCAAGAUCAUCAAGGACCUCCAGCAGGAGGUGAGCUUCCAGUGUGCGGGGAAGUGGUUCCCCCCAAGAUGUCAUGGCACCUGCACAGAGGACACCCUGACAGGUGCCGACCGUCAUCCAGGCGGGGGGGAGGGGGAAGGCAAUGUGUUGUUCUCCUCUCUUGAAAGGGAGAGCUUGUUGAUUGCCGUACCCAGUACAGGCACUGAAGGCGAGGCUCUCCAUUGUGAAUUUUUGUAUUUACAUGCUCCGACUCACCGUCUCCUUAUCUUCCCCCUGCAGUCAAAAAAAAUCCAGGCUCAACUGAAAGAGCUGCGUUAUGGGAAAAAGGAUUUGGUAUUUAAGGGACAGCAGCUCAUGGACCUGGAGCGCAAGCUUCUGGCCUCCAAGGAGGAGUUGGAGAAGACUGCUUUGGACAAGGAGUCCCAGCUGAAGGCGCUGAAGGACACCGUGCACCUCUGCUUCUCCUCAGUGCUGCAGAGCCACCCGCCCAGCAGCCACGCCCUCCUGACCGCCCCCUCCCACCUGACCAGGUUCUCUGCCCUUGCCAACAGCUCCAGGGUCACCUUCCAGCAGCCACACGCCAAGAAUAUCCCAAAAAUGCUGAGGAUCGUUACAAGUAAAGCUCCUUCAAAAGCAGAGCCAAUGAAGAGGGACACCGCAGAGGUCAAGGACUGCCAGUCUGAAAAGGUUGACAAGAUUUGUUCUCAAAACCAGACUGAAAAAUGGUCCCCUGUGAGUAAAACAGCAGCGCUGAACCUGAAUAACCAGGAAAAAUCCCACGAUCAGCCGAAACUAGGAAAUGACAUCAUGAAGCUUCCAGAAGAUGGAGGAGAGCAGAAGGGAGGGGACCAGGAGGAACACAACUGAAGCAAUAGAGGAUGAGGAGGAGGAUGAGGAUGAUGAGGAUGAUGGAAAAGCGGCUGAGGAAAUAAUGUUCCACGGACUGUCUGUAUGCUGUCAGUGAUGUCAGUUUGAUUCAGUGUAAUACAAAAGCAUGCAACUGACCCCGCCCCUUCAUCAUAGACCCCGCCCCUUCACCCUGACCCCCCCCCACGGGUCUGUCUCAGUCCCGCCUACAUUCCCGCUGAAUCACUUCCAGACCUAUUUGCUCACACAAGACACAAGCACACACAACAUGGUCAUGUGCAAAACACAUUCCCGAUCUUUUGAGGAAACCCCCACCUCCUGCUGGCCAUGUCUGGACUUUGAUGGUGGAACUAAUACAUAGCAGUGGCAUGUUCUCGAGCGCUCCAUGUCGCUGGGGGCGUGUUUUUACGAGACUUUUGUUGUACAGUUCGUCUGCAUUUGCUUCUUUAGUUGUUUUUGCUCAGUGCCAGGGAAAUAUUUCAUGUUUUAUAAUGCUUUCAAACAAACCUUUUGUAGCUCAAGUCCAGCCGUAAGAGGAAGGUGCUUUUAGACUAAGUAGGGAUGGACCUCGACCCUUCUGAUCUUUGGCUGGCAUUAAAUGUACUACACGUUUUGAAUGAUAAUUUUAAAAAGCUAUUGAUUAAAAAAAUAACUGCAAAGCAGGAGGACUGACUUCUGUUCUGAGACCUGUUUAAAGAGUGUUCCGGUAGUUUAGUGUUUUGGACUCACAGAAAGAGCUCUUUCCUCCUUUGAUGUAGGCCACAGACAGGGCUGGCCAACUUUCGACGUUUAUUUUUCCGAAAAUUAUUUGCCUUUAAUGUGCCAAAGGUAAAAGAAUGAAAACUCACAAUGAGUCUUUUCACUGAGAACUAUGUGCCAUGCACUGACUAUGAAGCUAAUCUAAGCUACUUUCUCUUUCUGUAUUACCUGAUCUAUCUGUGUCCGUCCAAUAAAAGACUGAUUAUUAAUAUUGUGUGAAUCACCACAUCUGUGUAAUUUGGCUAAGAAUAAAUGGAUUGUUGCAAAACA